Messenger RNA from Gallus gallus (chicken), 3113 nucleotides. It is a transcript of the gene ENTPD2L, whose product is annotated as ectonucleoside triphosphate diphosphohydrolase 2-like. The coding region runs from base 66 to 1337 and encodes 423 amino acids. The transcript is spliced from 9 exons. Lineage: Eukaryota; Metazoa; Chordata; Aves; Galliformes; Phasianidae. Gene Ontology annotation, cellular component: plasma membrane. Gene Ontology annotation, biological process: nucleoside diphosphate catabolic process. Gene Ontology annotation, molecular function: GDP phosphatase activity; UDP phosphatase activity. The record is from RefSeq and is a predicted model, not a curated record.
AGAUGUGGGCUCUGUGCUGCUCCUCUGCUUCCUCUUUCACCCUCUGAAAAAGUAUAAAGUGCUUCAUGUCUUGGCGUGAGCUCCUUCCCCCCUGGCUGGUGAUCGUGGCAGGACUGACAGGCAUCGUGCUGCUCUGCGUCUCCACCAAAGAUGUGCCCAUUGUCCCACUCAGGAGCAAGUAUGGCCUUGUUCUGGAUGCUGGCCCAUCCCGCACCAUCCUGUUCAUCUACCAGUGGACCACCACCAAGGCAAACAAGACCAGGGUGAUCAAAGAAUGUAGUUCCUGUACGGUGCAAGGUCCAGAAAUCUCGAACUACUCACAUUCUCCUCAGAAAGUAGGAAAGAGCUUGGAUGCAUGUUUGAACUGGGCCCAGAGCAAGAUCCCGGCAGAGCAGCACAGCCAGACUCCCCUGUACCUGGGAGCAACCACCAGCACAAGGCAGCUGAACCUCAGCCAUCCCACCCGCUCUGACGAUCUCCUUGCAGCCCUGACUGUGGCCCUGAAGUCAUCCCCCUUUGACUUUCAGGGGGUACAAAUCUUGUCCAGUCCAGAUGAGGAAGCAUUCAACUGGGUUGCUGUUAACUACGUUCUGGAGAACUUCUUCAAGUAUGACUGGCGAGGACAAAUGGUGCCCUCCAGAAAUGGGAUAGCAGGUGUCCUGUCCAUAGGAGGAACCUCAACACAGCUCACUUCCACAGUAGAAGAAAGGAACCAGAUAACCAAGGAGGGAGUGAGACUGCAGCUGUAUGGGCAGACACACACAGUGUACACCCACCACUGUCCCUGCCACGGCACAGAGCAGCUCCGCAGCAGGCUGCUCUCCAUGCUCAUGCAAGAACAAAGUAGUGCUAAAACUGUGCCUAACCCCUGCUGGCCCCUCAGCUACUCCCAGGAAGUGCAGUGGAACUCAGUGCACACAGGGCCUUGUACUGUCAGUGAUGACACAGUGGAUAUACCCAACCCUGACCACGUCUUCAAUAUCACCGGCACCAGCAAUCCCACUGCCUGCAUGAGACUUGUGCAAAGCCUUCUCAACUCUUCCUCUUCCUGCAGCUUCUUCAAUAAUUCGCCCAAAAGAGCUGCCAAGCCCCUCCAAACCAGGUUUCUGGUGAUGUCUGAGGCCAUGGACUUCCUGAAGAAAACUGCACCCUCUCCUGACUUGGGUCAGGCAGUCAACAAGCUUUGUGAGAUGUCUGUCAAAGAGCUAGCCAAGGAGUCCCAGACAAGCCUGGACGCACUUGCUGAUUACUGCAUUGUGUCUGCCUUCAUCUUUCACCUCAGUACAAAGGGAUACGUUUUUGACUUCAAUCAGUCUGUUCAGGCUGCAUUCCAGUAGAUUGGUGACACAUCAUCUAUGUGGACUCUUGGAUACCUGCUGAAUCUGACCAACACCAUCCCCCAGGACAGCCCAACCUUCCUCAAGGGCAUUGACUCAGGUGUCUGGUCUUUGCUCCUCAUCCUCUUCGUGGUGCUGCUCACUGGCUCAUUCAUGCGCAUCUCAUACCGAGUGAUGGUCAAGGAGAACAGCUCCAGUAACAGGAACAGCAGUGUUUUUGAUGACAACUGACUUAUUCCAGGACUAGAUACUCUUGCCAGAGGGCAGCUAAGAGAGUAUAUAUAGAAAUCACACAAGUGAAAAUCCCUGGAGGAUGCAAGUGGUUUUCCUGCAGGACUCGAGAGUCUCAGUACCUUGUUUCAGCUUGCAACCAUUUGCACUACUGUACAUCGAGAAAACAGAUUCUGCCAUGCAGGAAGCCUGAGGAUCACAGUGGAUUACAAGCUAUAUGUUCUCCAAAUGAGACUAGCUUGCACAGAUCUUGCUUGAGCUGCAACUGCAAUUACUUGUGUCAACCUAAUGAAAACAUUCCCUUGAGGAGGAGGCGGGCCAGGAGCACUACUGUAAAGUUAAUAUUGAAUAAUCCUGUCUAAUUAGGAGAAGUGAUAUUUAAAAAGGCACUCUGUCCUCUUCUUUGCCCACACGUGGGAAGAUGCCUGCAACACACCACUAAUGGAGACUGGAACAGCUUUAAAAUACAAUCAGAAUACAACUGCCAACUCACUUGUACACUCCAAGGAAGAAAACGUCUAUUUUCUUUCUGCCACCACUCAUCUGUAUUUCCAUCUCGGUGACAACAUCCAUGCAUCCCACCCAGUGAAUGCUCCUGCUGACUGAAUCCUUCAAAAGCAAUGGGUUUUGGUCUUGCUCUGUACAAAACAUACAGAACAUCAAAGGAGAAAUCCAGGGCACAGACGCACAGCUGAGUCCCCGUCUCUCAGCUGAGUCAUGGUAACUCAGGGUUAAAACUGUCAAUUUAAACACUUUAACCAGGAUUUAAAUUAAGGUAUUUAAUCUCACACUUAAAAUUGGGUGCAUGAUGGCCCAAACUACACCAGCUCACUCAUUUGCACUGAACUGCUUGUCUCCUUGCCCCUGGAAUGUGAUAUCUAACACUGUCCUUCAGGCAAGAACAGACUUAGGAACAGCAGCUUUCCCACUUGUCAGCCCAAUGACUUUCAUGUUAGACUGUGACCAAAUCGACUUUACAGUCCAACAUUCAGGAUUCCUCUGGGACUUGGCAGCCGUUCCAGCUUCUCUGGUCUGCUCUGUUCUUCUAACAGGAGCUGCUGUACAAUUCUCCAUGUUACUGUGAAGAAAAUGGAUGGAUUCAAACAAAUGCUGACCUUUGACUAAAGCACUUAGAGUUCACCUCUCAGAAUGCUUCAGAGACUUAAACACACAAGUUAUUUAAAGCCCAAGGCACAAGUGCCUUCAACUCACUGCAGACCACUUUAAACAGAAACUUAAAUGCUCACAGAUGCAGUGAUUUGCCUUGCAGGAUAUUUAAAGCUACCAUGGCACCCAAAUCCUUUCAAACCUGGUUAUUAAUCCCUUGUGUUCCUAAUUCACAUAUAGGACAACCCACCCCUCCCACCCCCACUUAUUAAUAUUGGUGUGUUCAUAAAUUUUCAGGUCAACUAAUGAAGGUUUGGAACCUGUCAGUCAAGUUUGGAGGGGUGUGGAAACAGACUGAAACAAGCUUCACAUUCAUUUCUUUGAGUUGCAGGUUAGAUAUUUUUAAUUAUAUCAUGUUAUUAAAGAUGUUUGAAUAGA